Punctularia strigosozonata HHB-11173 SS5 is the source of this 5603-nucleotide messenger RNA. RefSeq lists its product as uncharacterized. Bases 1 to 5481 code for a protein of 1826 amino acids. The transcript is spliced from 22 exons. Lineage: Eukaryota; Fungi; Basidiomycota; Agaricomycetes; Corticiales; Punctulariaceae. The record is from RefSeq and is a predicted model, not a curated record.
AUGUCCCUCGAGGUGGCCAGAUAUAUGACUCGCGUUAAUGCCCGCAGUCCCGAGAUCUUGGCACAAAUUUGCUAUGCCGUGCUCCCAGCAUUCUCCACCUUUCGAAAGCAAAUGUGGCCACGGCUGCUGUUAUUCUUUGAGGAGCUUCUUCGCCUCAUGCUGGACAUACUUGAGAACGAGCGCUGGGUGGAGAAAAGCACCUCCGCGCUUGAGAAGUCAGAACUAGAUGACCAAGAGGAGGAUAAUGACCCUGCGCCUGUUGCCAUCACGGUGCAGGAAGCAGACGACGACACCGAGAAUCCUUUCCUAGUGCAUAACACACUCUCAUGGGCUCCAUGGACGCCUACAGGGAAAGAAAACCCGACUCUUGUCUCGGCUACUUCUCCCUUGCAGUCGUUGUCCGUAUACCACAUCUCGUCCGUGGUGUCCAACGUACUGGCAACGGCCCUCGAGCAUCUGGAGUUUACCUCGCCGGACGAUCAUACAACUGCUCAGAGCUUCUAUUCGCUUUUCGAAACGAUGAUGCAGGCGAAAGUUGACAUCUACUUGGAUCUGCUCAGCGUCGUUGCCUAUCACUCGGAGAAAGCAAGAUUUGGGUCUUUGUCACUGUUGUCUCGCUACUGGCCGAAGUCGCUGGGUCAUACAUUCCCCCUUGACGCUUCGCACAUCACCAUCGAGUACGACGUGCUCAGACAUUCCUUCGUUAGAAGCCAUAAGGGGCUCUUGCUUACUAAAGCCGACCUGGAACAACGUACAUUCGAGGAAAUCUCCGUGCUCCAUGCCGUGCUAUGGCUUGAGAUGCACAUACUCGAUCAUGGCACUGCUCAGAGCUCUGUCGCCGUCUGCCGCCAUGGGACUCGUUUGGAUAAACUAGACGAGUUUGAGCUUCACUAUUGCGUGAGGCUAUACGAGGCCUACCUCGGAACCAGCCGCCUUCAGAUCUCGUCUGCCGUGACCGAUUAUAUGGAAGAGAACGGCGUCAACACGACAGAUUUCUCGAUGUACUUUGACUGGCCGCUCAUUACGUACAUCACCACAGUGAUCAAGACGCCCUUCGAUCGGGCCCAUCUUCCAGGCGGCACUCCCCCUGGAUUGCUUAGCGUCAAUCCUGAUCAACUUAUGGACGAAGUCGAGUCGGACUCCUCAUCGCAACCCGCUGAGAUGACCAAUCUGGCCCAUCUGCGCGAUGCAUUGGGGCAUGUUAUCGGCCUACAGUCGGAAGCUGCCGCUCGACACUUCCUCGAUCAUCUACACAAUCUGGGCCUUAUAACACGAACAGAUGGCAACCCACUACUCUUUGACGAGGACGCGCGGCCGUUCGAAGUGCAAUGCUCCUUUCCUCUUCCUCUUGGCCUGGAUUUAUCGUCCGAAGUCGAGACUCUAUUUGGUGCUGUCGAGGCUUGUCUUUCCGACCUGGACAUCAGCAUGAAUGAGGCUGGCUUUCUGCUGUUGUUGCGCCGGCUGUGGCCUAAUGGGAUGGCUACCGAUUACGCUCUGCGAAGGCUUGCCCGAGCUGUGGUUGCCUGGGUGGUUGCAGAAGAGACCCGCGUAGCCAGGAUCAUCAAGGAAUACGUGUCGAUGACCGCCACCGUACCCGGUAUGCGAUCUGGUCCGGUAUCUCAACAAAUAUGGCCAGCAUGGUCCGAGCUACGUGUCCUGACCACCGGCGCCAGACCCAGCGGUAACGACUAUUCGAAGUACCGCCUGGAGUUACGGAGAAAGUACGCCAUUCCCUGGAUGCUGGCUCUGUACAACAAAGACCCGGCGGUUUACUGCCACACUAUACGAGAGCUCUGCGACGAGCUAGCAGAGGAAAGCAUGGGAGUGCUACCUUCAACGAGUGGACUCUUGUUCAAUCCUCUUGAAGAUGUCCUCUCCGACUGGCUUCACUCACGCCCGGAAGCAGCCCUUGCCGGAGACCAACAACCUAUAGCGUCCCUGUCUCGACUGGUCAAUCGGGAGACCGAAAUUAGUCACAGGCGAAGUAUGACCAUGAUGCUCUCAGGCGAUACGCUCCUGCUUGCCUCAUUCAAUCCUUGGGAGCUCUUGAAGAAAACAGCGCUACAAGAUGCAGAUGGUUUCCUGCGCUCUGUAGCAUGGCUGCAUCUCUUUGCCCGGUCAGGUGUUGAUAUUCCUUCCGGAACUUUCUUGGACAUCGUGGACAUCGGUGGGCAGCACCUUGGCUUGACAAUGACUUACGCAAUGUCCCUCGUGCAAAGUGCACUAUUGUCCGCAUGGAUGAAGUCGCGUGGUCGUCCGGAACUGCAGAAACUCGUUUCCGUCUUACACACGCGCUUCUACGAUGAGAUUUCCGGCGCCCUUCGCGCUGGACCUAUUCCAUCCGAGCUGAUAUCAUUCAUCAAGCAUUCCGUAGCAGUUUGCUUGCUUGUCUAUGGUUGCGAACGCAAUAACGUUAAAACCCGAGGUCUGGUUCGAGAAGAGGAGAUAAAGCAUCUACCUUCUCGUCGAAAUGUGGGGAAUCGGGUUUCAACGAUCGCGGAAGCCAUCGACGUCGAUUCCGAAUUCAUUGAUGCUUUAAAGCGAUAUGCGGAUUUCGGCAUCGACGAGAUAACUUGUAUUGUUGCGCAGUUUCUGGACGUUGUUCUAUGUGAUACCAAGGUUGCCGAAGAGGUACGCGUGGGGGACUUCGUGAGCGUUGAGAGUCCCGUGCUCUGCCAAUGCAUGUGGAAGUUUUAUGCUGUGCAACAUCACGAAAUAUCCGCAAUCCGAAUGCGGCUUCUACUCCGCAUUCUGGUCGCUGAUCCAGCCCCAUUCCAUUUAAUGUUGCAAGAUAUCUACGGAAGCGGGUCUCCUUGGGAACUACGCAUACAAGCUUCGACCCGUCUCUUCAAGAUCAUUAUGGACCUACCGAAUCCCGCAUUUUCUUUGGAAGAUAGGAAGUGGCGUUCGAGCAUCUCAGACAUCUUUUACUAUUUCUUCUCCGCCAUCUGGUCCGAUGAAGCUGAGGAGAUACGCACCGCUGUAGAUUCUUGGUCCCAGUCACUCCUCCCAGCGCAUUUCGAAGCUAUCUCACGUUGCUGGGAUGAGACGAUGGAGGACGCCCCCGUGGAGGAGCGUAUUAGACUUACUUCUUUCCUCAUCCAGCUCAGAUCCCAUUUCCCCCGUUGGCAAGUCCUUUCAUGGGACGUCGUGGCCCGCUGCUUACCUGGUGACAUGGACGGCAUGGAAAAUUCAGAGAAUAACGCGGGAGUUUCCUCUGAUCUGGAAGACAGAGACUCCACGGUGUGCUCCGUUUCUACCGUAGUGUUAGCUCUAGGGAUGGUGGCCAAUCUGGUUCCCGUUGACAUCAAUGUCCUCAAAAGGAUCAAGAAUUGCCUCGCGGCAGUCCUGGGUUUCCGUAAACCUCCCCCCGUAUACGGGGAGCUGCAAGUCAUACCCGCGUCUAGUUAUCCGUGCAUAGGGGAGCUGGUGAAAGUCCUUGACGCCUUUUACCCCUUCGAUGUGACGCCUUCAGAUAUGGGCCGAAGCGGCGUGGACGAAGAAUCACCUUCGAAACUUCUCGCUGGAUCCAUUUUCAUUGACCUCGUCCUCGCUAUAUUUCUGGAGCUCAGAGAUCUCGACAGUCUUCCAUUGACUGUCAUAAAGCAACUUCUGGAAUGCUUGCUAAUCAUCAUAUAUAAGCAUGACUUCGACAGCAAAUCGCUGAUCAAUUUGCGUUCUGUGUUAAACCGCGCUGCGAAACGAGUUCUGGGGCUCGUCGUGUCCGACACCAGCUAUCAAAUCCGUCAACUCGCGCUGACGGUAUGCACCGAAUUCAUCAAACGGUUCCCUCUACCUCGAUACUAUGGUCUCAUAUGCGAUAUGAUAGAAACCGCAGCUCAAGUCAUGACGUCUCUGAGCCUCAGCAACGACGACAUACUGGCGGCUCACGCAAGGUCGUUCCUCGAGAAGGCGCUAAGCAGCUUCGCAUCCUCUGGCCUGUUUUCUAUUUUGUGUGAACGCCCCCUCGAUCAGGCCUUCUUCCAGGUGAUACAUAAUAUAACCGAGUCUCAUUCCAAGUCCGCUGGUGUUUUGGGAGGAUCUUUGAGAGACAUGCUGUUGUUGGAUACCCUUCGUCAAGCCCAAGCUCCGGAGCGGGACGUCCACAGGGUGCAAACCAUCAUGAACAACCUGAACACAUUUGUGGAGGUUGUACACCAUAGCGAUUAUACCGAGGACCACAUGCGAUUUAUUGCCUCGGCCCUGCAUGCCAUAGCUCGUCGUGCAUCUGAAGGGAAUGCUCAGAUGUUCAAUCCCAAUUCGACCAUCAACAUGGCUGCCACUUUGAUCCAGUACAAUAAAGUACACAGCAGAGUCUUGCUUCAAGCAGUUGACACCGUCCUUCGAGCAGUGUCUCUGCGCUGUAACCUGGAUACAGCCAGCUUGAGGCACAUACUCCAAGUCACUGAUACACUUUAUCGAAAGGCGAACCGGACGAAUCCACCGACUGGCCAGAACCAGGUUGCUCAGACUAUCCUUGAGCUGCUCUCGGAUGGUCUCCGCAACAAAGCCCGAGUGAAUUCCUCCUCACUGUCAUCGAUGAUGGAGGCCAUCUCUGACUAUGCAGACAUGCUGCCCACGGCAAUAUCUAGCUUGAGAGCAGAUUGCUUCUUCUAUCUCGCCAGUUAUACAUCGCCCGCCCUUCACUCCCCAGCAGACUUCGACACAUCUACGUCUGUGGCGAAUUGGUUGCUCAAAUCGGCCGAAUACAAUCCAGACGGCCUGACGAGAAUGCUCAGUGAGAAUUCUGCGGAGCGUCACACAUCCCCUCUGAGUCUCCGGGCAUGGAACAUCUUGGUACUCGCGGCGUUGAACUCUGCUUCCGACGAUUCGCCGGCUCUCCUACUCGGUCACUUCACGAACUUCUCUGCUGCAUACCACGUCGCGUUAAGGCCAUUCGUCCAGUUCUCCUCGACAGGAAGUAAACGGGAAUUGACUCCGGCUGACAUAAACCAUGCGUACGCUGGUAUCAGGCUAUGGAUACUCCUGGCUCGCAGAGUCUUCAACAAACGUGGUUUGGUUGGCGCUCUUCCAUCAAUAUUUCAGGGCGUGGGUGAAGACGGGGUGGCAAAAAUGAUAUGGAAUGAAUUAUGGCCGCCGUUCUGCACAGUGAUAGCGAGUUUCGACGAAGAUGCCGAAGAUGGGAUGAUCUCGCCGGCGACGACCUCAGCAUGGUCAACUGUCGCCGAACUCUUCUUGUUCCUGCACCAAAUCCGUUCCGUGCUCGCGUUGGAUUCCUCAGCACAAGCCACUUUGCUGAAUCGAUUACGGUCCCUCGGACGAGGGGAAGUUGCGAACAACAAGCUGGGCCGUGCCCUCAGCAGUAUCUCCGAGCCGCCGCCUGAGAUCACCCUCGACGUCGCAAUCGGCCAGAUUGGGCGAGACGUCGCUGCCGUCGAAAAGCUGCAUGCCGCAGAAUCGCAGCGCAAAGAGCCCGCGAAGCCGCAGGAGCGCAGGAAAGAUGUCAGGAUAGCUAGUUGACCUUCGGGAGCGGGCAAUCCGUAAUGGCAUUGUUCGUAAUAGCAUUGUCUGUGAUUCCCAGGCAAUUACAGGCGUCGGGAAGGCCGCGGAGGGACUUGUUCUUUUGCCACUCGUUGAUCGUG